Eimeria maxima is the source of this 1001-nucleotide messenger RNA. RefSeq lists its product as hypothetical. NCBI's taxonomy places the organism in Eukaryota, Apicomplexa, Conoidasida, Eucoccidiorida, Eimeriidae. The transcript has a single exon. The record is from RefSeq and is a predicted model, not a curated record. The annotation marks the transcript as partial.
AUGAGCGAAUCUACAGCAAAGGGGCCCCAUGGCAGCCAGGAUAGCAUGGAGAGCCCUGGUAGCGUCAGUACACCUCGGAGCGAUGUUUGCGACGUUGCUCCUUAUCAGCGCAGCAACACCACAGGUAGCAGCAGCAGCAGCAGCAGCAGCAUAAGAGGUUCCCUCAUGCGUUCUCCUGCAUCUGAGUUGCUGCAGUCAUCAACACUGCAGAAUCUUCUUGCUUCCCGAGAUGCUUCUGCUUCCUCCGCCCUACCUCUCUCCCUCGCCUCAGCAGAUGACAACAGCAGCAGCAGCAGCAGCAGCAACAGCAGCAACAGCAGCAGCAACGUGGACUCUGGUAGAUCGGAGACAGAGGGGAGUGUAGAUACAGAGGAGCAGCAGCACAUAAUAAAACAAGAGAUGGCGUAUGCAGCAAAUGGUCUUCCUCUUGCUUCCUCAACUACUUCUGUAUCUUCUUGUACAAAACCAUCAGAAGCAGGCAGCAGCACACAAAUAGAUAUUGAGACCCGCAGCAGCAGCAGCAGCAGCAGCAGCAGCAGCGGGUGGCCAGUUGUUGCCCAGGACCCCCCUGGAUUUCCUUCUCUAUCUUCAGGGUUUGGUGGUCGUCCCGCCUUCCCUCUCUCAUCAUCAUCAGUAGCUGCUGCUACUGCAGCAGCAGCAGCAGCAGCAGCAGCAGCAGGAGAUACAGCAGCAGCAGCAGGAGAAGGAAGCAGCAUAAGGAGACUAUCUAGUAGCUAUAGUGCUGAUGAUACACAAAGAAGAAGUUUUACUUCUGCUGUACGCGGAGGUAUUGAGAAGUUAAUGCGUUUCUCUAGUUGGCGAGGGAGGGACGAGGACGAGCAGCAGCAGCAGCAGCAGCAGCAGCAGCAGCAGCAGCAUCAGUUAGCAUUACAUCUUAAAGAUGCUGCAGCAGCAGCAGCAGCAGCACACUCCGAUUUCUUUAAUGCAGCAAGGACACCACCCCUCCAUCCUCCUGCUGUCCCUCCUGUACACCCUGCGGU